AUGGUCAACUCCUGUUGUGGCUCCGUCUGCUCUGACCAGGGCUGUGGCCAGGAGACCUGCUGCAGCCCUAGCUGCUGCCAGACCACCUGCUGCAGGACCACCUGCUGCCGCCCCAGCUGUUGUGUGUCCAGCUGCUGCCACCCCUCCUGCUGUGGCCCCAGCUGCUGUGACUUCAGCUGCUGCAGGCCCAGCUGCUGCAUCUCUAGCUGCUGCCGCCCCACCUGCUGCCAGACCACCUGCUGCCGCCCCUCCUGCUGUGGCUCCAGCUGCUGUGGCUCCAGCUGCUGCCGCCCCCCCUGCUGCAUUCCUAGCUGCUGCUGCCCCUCCUGCUGUGGCUCCAGCUGCUGCCGCCCCUCCUGCUGCUGCCCCUCCUGCUGCCUGCGCCCAGUCUGUGGCCGGGUCUCCUGCCACACCACUUGCUAUCGCCCCACCUGUGUCAUCUCCACCUGCCCCCGUCCCAUGUGCUGUGCCUCCUCUUGCUGCUGA
Messenger RNA from Zalophus californianus (California sea lion), 486 nucleotides. Its product is annotated as keratin-associated protein 4-6-like. The record is from RefSeq and is a predicted model, not a curated record. Lineage: Eukaryota; Metazoa; Chordata; Mammalia; Carnivora; Otariidae. The transcript has a single exon. Gene Ontology annotation, cellular component: keratin filament. Bases 1 to 486 code for a protein of 161 amino acids.